Molecule: messenger RNA, 3318 nt
Organism: Aethina tumida (small hive beetle)
Lineage: Eukaryota; Metazoa; Arthropoda; Insecta; Coleoptera; Nitidulidae
Product: adenylate kinase isoenzyme 5
Exons: 11
Coding region: 881-2524 (547 amino acids)
Biological process (GO): CDP biosynthetic process; nucleoside triphosphate biosynthetic process; UDP biosynthetic process
Cellular component (GO): nucleus; cytosol; cytoplasm
Molecular function (GO): AMP kinase activity; UMP kinase activity; ATP binding
Source: RefSeq, a predicted model, not a curated record
AAGUUGCGUUAUUAUAUUUCUUAUUCACGGGAUAUUAACAUGUUCAUUAAAAAGAAAACUGCAUUAAUGCAGUAUAUAGCGAUUCUAUAAUUAUCACAUGCAUGACAUUUACCGGUAAAAUUAACUAAAAACCAGAUAGUACUGUUUUCAAGGUAAAGGUUGCGGUAGUUUUAGAAUGUAACUAACUGAUUGGCAAGGUUUGCAUGACUAUUUUUAAACGCAUUAAGUAACAUGUGACAGUCAAAUAUAGAUUUGAUUACUGCAGAUCUGAAAAAUGUACAUACAUUAUUCGAUAAUUCGUAUCAUUCGGUUCACCAGAGUUCAACACGUAUUUUCCGAUCAAGAAAAAUUCCGGUCAUUAUUCGAUUGCGUCAAUUCUCACUGUUUGCACUCGCCAUUUAAGUUGUUUUGCAAACAUACGGACAUCGAGCUCGAUAUAACCAGCACUAUAAAUAAUAUCAAAUUAUCCCGAUCAAUUUUAAACCGUUUCAGUGGGACAAAUUGCGCGAUAAGAAAACGACAAAAAGGAAAUUUAUACGUUGUUGUUUAGACUGGCGCCGAUAAAUCUAUUUUUAUCUUGCAUUUGUCACGUUUUCAUCAAUCUUUGCUUAUUAUCAACUCCUGGGCCAAAAAUAUUAAAAAUAGAUUUUAUUUUAAGGUAAAAUAUGUUUUUGACUGAACAAAUUCAACGAUAAUAACGAUAAAUGAUCGAAUUAAUGUAGUCAUUUUAAUUAAGUGCAUGUGCUCCUGUGCUACACUAAAUUGUUAUCUAUAACAAAGUGAUGGUUCUCAAGCGUUCGAAGAAGGUGAGGAAAGCUGGGCCCAGAACUCGCCACGCAACAAUCGCAACGCUGUCACGCCUCCCGCGGGCAAAUUCCCGAUGCACAACGGAACCAACGUCCAAUUCGAGGCGCCAAAAGUGCCGGUCAUCUUUGUACUCGGUGGACCGGGAAGCGGCAAGGUAACCCACUGCGACAACCUGAUGCAGGAGAAGAACGGCGUGACCCACAUCAACAUGACGGACUUGUUGCAGCAGUACGCCAUUGGCAACGACAUGCCCGAUUUCGGAAUGCUGAGCAGCAAAACCGUCACCGAGGUGCUGAUGCUGGAGAUGAAGAUGGCGCCCAACGCCAAGACUUAUCUCGUCUCCGGCUAUCCGAGGAACAUGCGGGACGUCGUCGAAUACUCAGAAAAGAUCCAAAUGGUGAACGGCGUGAUAAUGAUAUCGUGGCGGCAAAAGGUGUUGGAAAGACAGAUUGAUUACGGUGCCAAAUUAGGUCAGGUGGUUUUGUCUUUGGCGAGGAUGGAGCUCAACAAUUUUUACAAGAACGUCAUUCCAGUAGCCGAGUACUUCGAUCAAAGCAACAUGCUCAUUUCGAUAAACGGCGAGCGACCUCCUGCCGAUGUAUAUAAGGACUUCAGGUCGUCCGUGUUCCGAAUAUUGGGGAUGCAGGACAAUCCUCCGGUGUUCACCGACGGCAAAACAGCUCCCGUACCUGAAGACGUCACAACCGAACUUCCAAAAAUGGCAGCACUUCCUGCCGUGCAGCCCCCAAAGCCGGAACGACUGGUGAUAUCGCCGCCCCGUCCGAAAACGCAGGUCAUAUCGGUCAACCAGACUAACCAAGAGAACUACGUGUCCCCGCAAAAGGAACGGUAUCCGCCCGUCUUGUGGGUGAUAGGCGGACCGGGGAGCAACAAGGCCGCCCUUUGCGCCACCGCCUCCAAGGAAACCGGAUGGACCCACAUCAGUCUAGGCAAAUUGAUGAGGGCGGCUGCCGAAACACCCGAUCCGAGGAACGACUCUGACGUUAAGAAAAUGAGGGAGUGCAUAAGUAACGGGGAGAUGGUACCUUUGGAAAUCGUGAUGAAGUACGUGGACACGAACAUGGCGAACAACGUGGAAGCUGAGGGGAUCAUUCUGGACGGUUUUCCCAGAGACAUGACCCAAGCCACGGAAUUCGAGAACAAAUACAAGCAAAAGCCAACGAUUAUCCUGCUGGACUGUUCGAAGCUGCAAUUCGGAAGAGGUCGACUGGACGACAGCGUCACAGCAUUCCGAAGGCGAUUGGAAAUCUUCAGGCAAGCCUCUUUACCGAUGCUGAAGGCCAUGGACAACAUAGGUCGCCUCACCAUCGUGGACGGCGACACGGACACGGUGCCGGUUCAGGAGGACUUCAGGAGCGUGGUGCACCAGCACAUCGACUACAUGAAAUCGAACUCGCAGCCGCCGACCGCGUUGGUGGGCAACGGACACGCGAACGGCCACAUCCCCAACGGCUACCAGCAGAGACCGUCCGGCUCGGAGGACACCACGAUCGAGGAUCUGGAGGAGACCGAACCGAUCGAGACGAUCAGCAAACAAGUCGGCAACGGGAUCGCGCACACCGUCACCAAAAUGACGAACGGAUUCGCGAACGGCGUCAAGAACGGACAGUUGGCGAACGGACAUGCGGGCAACGGGUUGCCGCAGUACGAGAGGAACGGUUACCAUGUCGUCAACUACAUGGAUGGCAACAUGUAAAGGGACGACGGGUACGGUGAUUCAGAUAUGUGAUAAUAAAAUAAACUUUGUUUAGGUUUAGGUAGGUUACGAGUGCUCAAUCAUGAUCAAGAGUGCCUUAGAUUUGUUGUCGGUGCCCAAAAACAUUUUCAGAUUCAAAUUCGGUAUUUAUAUUAGAGUAAAACGACGUAAAUCAGUUACUGCGCCUUUUUACUCUGACGACGAUUUAGAUUUUUGGGCAACGAUUGGAGAAGAUUCGUAUUAACAUUGGGUCCAACAGUAUUUUAGAAUAAUCGUAUUUUUAUAGACACACCUUAGGUUAAACCAUAGGUAUAUUCUAAAGACAUUUGUUUUCGGUUGCGGCCGCUGGUCGGUCCAACCAAUCUAAUUUAUAAGUGAAUAAGUGGCAAAUUAUCAAUUAUAUUAACAUUAAUGAGGCACUAAAAUCACGACACCAACACUUCAUUUAUAUAUUUUAGUUGUUUGUAUGUAUUUUAUUAACCGACUCGACCAAAAAAUUGUUAUUUGAUCGGGUACAUCGUUUCCCUAAACAGUAUUCAAUGUUUGCGGUCCAAAUUUCGACUGAAUUUAUUUUUUAUAGUGUACAAAACAAAUGUUUUAAUGAAAACGAAUAAGAAAAAUAAACGCGUAGGUACCUGGAUUUACGAUAAAGAUACUUUUUUAUAUAAAAAUUAUAAAAGAAGGAAUCAAAGUUAGGUUUUCAAAUUUUAUACAGCAAUUAGUUUCAACAAACACGUUCGAUUUAUUAUCGUUUAUUAUUCUAGGUAAUGUGUUUAAUAAAGCAUUUAUGAUAA